UUUCACGGUGGCAUCCUACACAUCAAGGAAGGGCUUCUUCGUAACAACGUUACAACCAGACAAGGAGGAACUAUGGAAUCAGAUGUAUAACAGCGAUUCGCGCACAUUGAUCACGUUGGCUACAGAAACCCAGAUCUUGCUCCCGUCGAUGGACAGUCCAGUCUCCACAUCAAGGCUGACAGCAAGCCUGCAUAUAUGUCUAAAGUUAUAUCUAAUGAUGUUAUCCUGAACACUAUUGAUCUGAAAGUAAAUGAUGCUGACGUCACCACAACAAUUCAACACUAUCAUGUGACCGGAAGCACACAUGACCCAAGUGUCACUCUGUUGAUUGACAGCUUACUCACAUGGAUGAGUGACCCACAGCGAUAUUCCUGCACAAUCAUUUCAGACUCUGUGAGCGAGGCACGGUUCCUGGUCCUUUUGGUGAACAUCGCCAGCAGACUGCAGGACGACAACAGGGUGGACGUCAUCAACAACAUGCGACAUCUACACCCAACUCUCGGUGGACCUCCAUUCUCUCAGAUGGAUGUUCGCCGGUGUCUGGAGUUUGCACAAGGACGACAGGAAUCUCUUGGACUCUAUGCUAACUUGUAAAGCAUGAUAGCACUAUGCAAUAUCAUUUCAAUAUUGUAUCUGGUUUUUCUCAGCCCAGUGUGUUAUCAGCAAUAUUUCUAAUGCAAGUGGACAAGGCUUUUGCUAAAAGACCAAACAUGACUGCAAUAUAAUGACACAGUAGUCUAGUUAUGACACUGAACACGACUACUGGGUAAAAGUGUACAAGUCUUUUCAAUGAUCGAAUUGUUAUAUGUACCAAUAGCACGAGAGACUUGAUGAAACAGUUUUAUGUUUGUACAAGUAAUUAAGCUUUCAACAAAGUUUUCUCAAAAGCAAAAAAAGCCUCAAAUAACUACUAAGUUGUUUACAUUUGUUUUAAAUUCAAACCUUUUUUUCCUAGACUGAAUGUGAUAUGAUAAUGUCACACUAUUUGAAAACGCCUAUUCUGUAUUUCUUUCAGCAAAACAUAAUACUAUCGAUACAUGCUUACACAUAUUUGACAUGAAAGUUUUUCUUUAAUUGGCAACCAAUGUGUCUUUCCCCCAAUGAGUGAGUGAGUUAACAUUUAUCGUCACAUCGCAAUAUUUCAGCCAUAUAGUUGGCAAAUACAUUUCAUAAAUGUACAAUUAUGUCGUCGAAGGACAUAGUGACAACUAGAUUAGGACUUAUUUUAAAAAACUAGUUUGAGAGUAUGUUAUAUAUUAAACUAGCAAUUGACAAAACAAAUAUAUGAGGGUGCCAGAGGUAUAAGACGAAAACAAAUUAACAAGUUUGCUGUCUUAUGUUAUUGCAUCGCGUAGCAAUGAUCCCUUCUUAACCUGGUAAAAUGAUGUGUCAUUAAACAUGUGUUAAUACAUCUUGAUAUGGUGUCAUUAAGUUUGCUGCUACUAUGUGCGAUGUGUCAUUCAGAUAAUGAUUGUGUAAUCCAUACACAUUCACAUUAAACCGACUUUAGUGAAAUGUACGUUACUGCACAGGCCAUUAUCUCUGUCUCUGUAUAAUAUGACUGUAUAUUUGUGUACAUUUCAGUCAUCGGUGCUUUUAAAAAUGCAUUCUUAUUUUUAACUGAAUAAUAUCCGCUUCUGUUGACUUGUCCAAUUUGUAAAUAAUUUAUCUUCAGGUGUAUGUGCACAUCUGUAAAUAUUUCUUUUCGCUUUCUCGUAUUCGUAUAAAAUAUUAUUGCAUUGCAUUUAAACUACGCCUAAGUCAAGGUGGGGAAAAUGUUAUCAAAACCAGUGUUCAUUGUUUCCCACAUUUAACUAUCAACUGCUGUUUGUCCGCCUAUGAGCCCAAUUGUGAUAGAUAAUACUGACACUGUAUGACGGCUACAUUGUGAAUAAAGAAGCACCCAGCUCA
Haliotis rubra (blacklip abalone) is the source of this 1911-nucleotide messenger RNA. RefSeq lists its product as uncharacterized. NCBI's taxonomy places the organism in Eukaryota, Metazoa, Mollusca, Gastropoda, Lepetellida, Haliotidae. The transcript is spliced from 6 exons. The coding region runs from base 196 to 594 and encodes 132 amino acids. The record is from RefSeq and is a predicted model, not a curated record.